Molecule: messenger RNA, 4534 nt
Organism: Siniperca chuatsi (mandarin fish)
Lineage: Eukaryota; Metazoa; Chordata; Actinopteri; Centrarchiformes; Sinipercidae
Gene: abcb6a
Product: ATP-binding cassette, sub-family B (MDR/TAP), member 6a
Exons: 20
Coding region: 382-2940 (852 amino acids)
Biological process (GO): transmembrane transport; heme transport
Cellular component (GO): membrane
Molecular function (GO): heme binding; ATP hydrolysis activity; ATP binding
Source: RefSeq, a predicted model, not a curated record
AAGAAUCCUCUAGGGGGCGCUGAGUUUCGGGCCAUGUAGUCAAAUACUGUUGUGUAAAGUGUCGAUUGCCGAGUCAUGGAUAGCUGUUGUUUAACAUGCACGCAACAAGGACAACAGCCGUAGCAGUAUGUGUACACAGUUGAUGGUAGCGAUGACAGACACCUAGCAAUGUAUCACUUACACUCUCAUCAGUCCGUCACGUUAUAAACUGGCGUUUGUGUUAAAUCUGUGUAUAGCCGACUAAGCUAGCUAAACAGCUUAUAGUUUUUAGUGGACUUCCUAGCUUCCCUGGAGUAACCUCUGUAACUGACAAGUGGAGUGUCUGUAUCGUUGAGGUACUUGUUAAGCCGACAGCAAGCGCCUGGCAAAUAAGCUGCAGCCAUGGUGUUUAUGCAGAGCUACUGCGAAGCCAAUUCCUCCAUCUCCCACACCUGGGUGGAUGAAGGAAUCUCCCCCUGCUUCUACUUCACACUGGUCCCCGCCAUCCUGCUUACCAUAUCCUUCUUCCUCGGCACCAUCCACUGCAUAUGCUACCAGAAAUAUGGCACAGCAAUGGAGCCCAAGUUCAUCCCACGCUCCCACCUCUACAGUUUCCAGCAGGCCAUCUCCGUCCUUCUCCUGAUCCAGUUUCUGAGUGGGCUGGUGUGGCGGGCUGCCAGCGGAGGAGAGCUCCCAGGCUAUGUGGUGUUGUAUGGCUGCUUCUCUGCGCUGGGCUGGGCCUGGGCUAUAGCCCUGCUCAGGGUGGAGAGACGUAGGGUCCUGGUGAUGGACCGGACAAGGGGCCACAGCACGGCCCUGCUGCUGUUCUGGGCUGUGGCUUUCUCAGCUGAGAACCUGGCCUUCAUCUCCUGGUACAGUCCUCACUGGUGGUGGGGCCUGGAGAACGAUCAACAACAGGUGCAGUUUGCCCUGUGGCUGAUGCGCUACAUUGGCACCGGGCUGCUCUUCUUCAUUGGUCUCAAAGCACCAGGGUUGCCACGGAGACCAUACAUGCUGUUGAUAAACGAAGAUGAGCGGGAUGUAGAGAACAGCGGACAGAGCCUUUUGGGCAGAACAGAAGAGAACCAGUCUACCUGGCAGGGUUUCAGGAAGAAAGUCUGCCUGCUUGUUCCCUACAUGUGGCCCCGGGGCAACAUCUUCCUCCAGCUACUGGUCCUCUUCUGUUUGGGGCUGCUUGGAAUCGAGAGAGUUAUUAACGUCUUUGUACCCAUUUACUACAAGAAUAUUGUGAAUGAACUGACUGAUGGCAGCAGCUGGAGCACUCUGUCUACAACAGUGUGUAUUUAUGUGCUGCUCAAGUUCAUGCAGGGCGGCGGGGCAGGUGCCUCAGGGUUUGUCAGCAACAUGCGCUCUUUCCUGUGGAUCCGGGUGCAGCAAUACACCAACCGCGUGGUUCAAGUGCGUCUGUUUGCCCACUUACACUCCCUCUCCCUGCGCUGGCAUCUGGGCCGCAAAACCGGUGAUGUGCUGAGAAGCAUCGACCGCGGCACCUCCUCCAUUAACAGCCUGCUCAGCUACAUAGUGUUCAGCAUCUUCCCAACCAUCGCUGAUAUUGUCAUUUCUAUCAUCUACUUCAUCACUUAUUUCAAUGCCUGGUUCGGCCUUAUUGUCUUCGUCUGCAUGGCCCUGUACCUCACUGUGACCAUCAUCAUCACUGAAUGGAGAACCAAGUACAGACGAGACAUGAAUCAGCAGGACAACAAUGCCAAGUCCAAGGCUGUGGACUCCUUGUUAAACUUUGAGACGGUAAAAUACUACAAUGCAGAGAACUAUGAGGCCAGCCGCUUUGAGGAUGCCAUCUUAAAAUAUCAGAUGUCUGAGUGGAAGACCCAGGCUUCCCUGGCCUUCCUCAACCAAACACAGAACCUCAUCAUCGGAUCAGGCCUGCUGGCCGGCUCCCUGCUCUGUGCCUACUUUGUGACUGAAGGAAAAUUUAAGGUUGGAGAUUUUGUUCUCUUUGGUACCUACAUCAUCCAACUGUACACACCCCUCAACUGGUUUGGAACCUACUACAGAAUGAUCCAGAAUUCUUUCAUUGACAUGGAAAGCAUGUUCAAACUUUUUGAAGAAGAGGAAGAGGUGAAAGAUGAAGUAAAUGCUGGGAAUUUUCUCUACAAACUGGGAAAAGUGGAGUUUGAGAACGUUUACUUCAGCUACACAAAUGGGAAGGAGAUUCUCAAGGAUGUUUCCUUCACUGUACUUCCAGGACAGACAGUUGCCCUGGUGGGACCCUCGGGCUCCGGGAAGAGCACCAUCAUUCGACUUCUCUUCCGUUUCUAUGACAUUCAGGGAGGCUGCAUUAGCAUCGAUGGCCAGGAUAUAUCAAAAGUGAAGCAGCAAUCUCUGCGAGCUCAUAUCGGAGUGGUUCCCCAGGAUACUGUGCUUUUCAACGACACCAUCCGGGAUAACAUUCGCUACGGCCGCAUCUCUGCUAGUGACCAGGAGGUGGAGGAGGCUGCUGUAGCUGCUGAUAUCCAUGAUAAAAUCAUGACCUUCCCUGAAGGUUAUGAUACGCAGGUGGGUGAAAGAGGUCUGAAGCUGAGUGGAGGAGAGAAGCAAAGGGUGGCUAUUGCCAGAACGAUCCUCAAAGCACCACAGAUCAUCCUGCUGGAUGAGGCCACAUCUGCACUAGACACACAGACAGAACGCAACAUCCAGGCCUCACUGACUAAAAUCUGUGCCACUCGUACAACAGUUGUUGUAGCUCACAGGUUGUCCACCAUAAUUGGAGCAGACCAGAUUCUGGUUAUCAGUGAUGGCCGGAUUGCUGAACGAGGACGACAUGAGGAAUUGUUACUCAAGGGAGGCAGGUAUGCAGACAUGUGGAUGAAGCAACAGCAGGCCCAGGACUCAGAUUCCUCGUCAGAGACAGAAGCCAAAGACCGCAAGUCUGAGAAACUGCAGCCACCAUCAACCUCUUCAGGGCACCAUGGCCACUGAAUUUAUUUGUUUCUGUGUAUGUGUGUGUGUGUUUUUUUUCUUCUAAAAAAGAACUCUACAUUUUGAUUCCCCUCCUGAUUGUAAAAAGUUGAUAGAUGAUUUUAACAUGAUAGAACACUCAGCAAGAUGAAAAUGUUAUUUAUUUUUAGAAUUUUCAAACUGAAUGAGCGAUAGCAAGUCAUGGAGAAAAGGGAAGAACGACACUGAUGAGGUACAAAGCCCUCAAAGUAUUAGUUGUAGUGUAGUUAAUAAAAUCUCAAAUUAUUACCACAUCAUAAAAACAGAAUUUCCAACCAUAAUAAUUUAAUUACGGAACUAAAGAAUAAAAAGUAGUGCAUGUUGUCUCAUGCCUUCAUCUGGGUGACACCCUGAUUGUAUACAUUUUUAGUGCCUGAACUUGUUUUCAGGAUAUUAUUAUUUUUAGAAGCACUCCUGCCACCUUUUUUAAUAUUGUUUGUCUUUAUUUUUCAUAAAAAUCACAGAUUUCUCUUGUUAGUUUGUGCUGUCUGAUUGUCUACUAAAAACAAAAACAGGCAUUUUCUUUUCCCAGUGGGAAAGAUACAAAAGGGAGUGUUGCAAGAAAUAAGGGAAUAAAAAAACACUAAUCACAGCCUCAACACUGAUUGAAUUGAGGGGCUAAUGAUUCUGUUGCCCACUGAAUAAUAUAUGAAUGACAAUGGGUUGGUAUACAAGCUGUCAGGGAUUAUUUUCAUCUUUGUUUUAUUUUUAGGUUUUUGGUAGCUGAUUUCUGAGCUCUGCUGUUAUUUAAAGUGAUACUUUUUUAAAUGUGUAAGCCUCUGUAUACUUUUUAUCACUAAGGCAAAGUGUAAUGUGUUGCUCAUCUGAUCACUGUCCUCUAAAUUGUUGUCAAGAAUUAGUGAAUACACAAAACGUUAAGGUAAAAUUUAGCAAUCGUGUGAAUUUUUUAAUUCACAUAUAAAGUUGUACAAUCCAUGUCUGCCUGUCAUUGGCAGUUGAAGACCUUUCUCAUGGCAGACAUUUUGACUUGGUACAUGGAUGUAUUGGAGCCAAGUUAUUAGUUAGUUGCAUUACCAAGUCAAAAUAUCUCCCAUAAAUAAGAUACACCAUCAAAUAAUACCCACCAUUAUUCUCACUUAAUGUAUUAUAUAAGUGUAUACAGUCAUAUACACAAUUUCUAAAUAAGGAUUUGAUUUUUUUGUCAUAUCUACCUCACAAAUAUUUUGUUUUGUUUUGUACUUAUGAAAAAUAAAAGGCUUUUUUUCAUUUGUUCCAGUCUGUAAAAUAAAUUUUCAAUUUAAAGUUAAUCAUUAUUCCAUUACUUAGUUCUGCAUUUUGAUUAGACAAAAACAUCUGUAGACUGAACUUCAGCUUCCUGUCAUGUUUCUGAGUCUUUACAUCCAUAAUAACUGAUGCAAUACCAGAGGUGAACUUAUUGGUAUGUGUGUGUGCUGUAAUGACUUGAGGUCAGUGACAGUAAUGAUUUUGUGACUUUGAUUCACAAAAAAACAUGUUUCUACUUUUGAAGAGUUUUUGCAUGCAUCUCUGUGGAACAGUUACUUUCCAGUUGUAUUUAAUUUACGAGGCCCAAAUAAAAUUGGUAUCAAAUUAUAAA